Trichosurus vulpecula (common brushtail) is the source of this 992-nucleotide messenger RNA. It is a transcript of the gene ISX, whose product is annotated as intestine specific homeobox. Gene Ontology annotation, molecular function: RNA polymerase II transcription regulatory region sequence-specific DNA binding; DNA-binding transcription factor activity, RNA polymerase II-specific. Gene Ontology annotation, biological process: regulation of transcription by RNA polymerase II. NCBI's taxonomy places the organism in Eukaryota, Metazoa, Chordata, Mammalia, Diprotodontia, Phalangeridae. The record is from RefSeq and is a predicted model, not a curated record. The transcript is spliced from 5 exons. Bases 1 to 930 code for a protein of 309 amino acids.
AUGGAGAGGGAAAAUCUGGACAAAUGUGAUUGCCCAAAGCAACUGGGUCUGCCCUUCUCCAUUGAGGAGAUCCUGAAGAAACCAACAAGAAGAGACAUUGCCAGGAAAGGUAGAGGGGAUGGCCAACAGGGUGCUGCUGACACCCUAAGACAGGAGAACUCUCCACUGGACCUCCCCCAGGGUCCCAGGCUGGUGGGAAAAUGGGAGAGGGACCCCCAGCAGAUGACACCAGCCACCUCUCCGAGACCAAAGCUCCUUGAGGAGACAACCCCAGGGACAUCAGACAGCUCUCCAGAACCCCAAGAGAUAGUUUCCCAGCUGACUGACUUCCCGACAGCAAGCCCUGCAUUGGAGCCUUCAAAGGAAAAUAGGAGCAAUGGAGGAGAGGAAGACCACGGGCACAACUUCCUUACUGAUCCACCUCUACAUGAGGAGAGGAAAGGCAAGCGAAGAAUCCGUACCACGUUCACCAUGGAGCAGCUUCAGGAGCUGGAGAGGACGUUUCAGUUCACCCACUACCCAGACAUCCAUAUCCGCAAUGAACUGGCAGCCAAGAUCAACCUUCCAGAGGCCAGAAUACAGAUCUGGUUCCAGAAUCAGAGGGCCAAGUGGAGGAAACAUGAAAAACUUAGCAGUUUCAGGGGCCUGCAGAAUCUGACAGACAUGGACGUUAUCCCAGCACCAAAGUUGGACACGUCUGGAUCCAGCCUGACUCCCGGGGUGCUCCCCAGCCUAGUAUACCCAAUUGGAUAUCAUUUUCCCAUCCAAGGACAGCUGAUCUCUGCCUGGUUUCCUCCCUACUUUGUACCCAAUCCAUGGAACAUGCUAUCUUUCCCUAGCCCUCAUCUGCAUCUGAAAUGUGUCCCCACAUGUGGCAUUCCUUCUCCCCAAUAUCCUGAAUGGGGCAGUUUCUGUGCUGGUUUCACAUAGGAAAAAAAAAUCCCUCUCUGGGCUGACAUCUCCAGCACCACUGCCAAGCAGCAGGUGAGGCG